Indicator indicator is the source of this 675-nucleotide messenger RNA. It is a transcript of the gene TK1, whose product is annotated as thymidine kinase 1. Bases 1 to 675 code for a protein of 224 amino acids. The record is from RefSeq and is a predicted model, not a curated record. The transcript is spliced from 7 exons. Gene Ontology annotation, molecular function: thymidine kinase activity; ATP binding. NCBI's taxonomy places the organism in Eukaryota, Metazoa, Chordata, Aves, Piciformes, Indicatoridae. Gene Ontology annotation, biological process: thymidine metabolic process.
AUGAACUGCCUGACGGUGCCCGGCGUCCAUCCCGGCUCGCCCAGCCGCCCCCGUGGGCAGAUACAGGUGAUCUUCGGCCCCAUGUUCUCUGGGAAGAGCACGGAGCUCAUGCGGCGGGUGCGGCGCUUCCAGCUCGCUCAGUACCAGUGCUUGCUGGUGAAGUAUGCCAAGGACAUACGGUAUGGCACCAUUGGUGUCUGCACACACGACAGGAGCACCAUGGAGGCCCUGCCUGCCUGUCUCCUCAAUGAUGUGUACCAGGAGGCACUGGGCUCUGCCGUCAUUGGCAUCGAUGAGGGCCAGUUUUUCCCAGACAUUGUGGAGUUCUGUGAGUUGAUGGCCAAUGCUGGGAAAACUGUCAUUGUUGCUGCUCUUGAUGGGACUUUCCAGAGAAAGGCUUUUGGAAACAUCCUGAAUCUGGUGCCACUGGCUGAGAGCGUGGUGAAGCUGAACGCUGUGUGCAUGGAGUGCUACCGAGAAGCCUCCUAUACAAAGAGGUUGGGAGCAGAGAGGGAGGUUGAAGUGAUUGGAGGAGCAGACAAGUACCAUUCCGUGUGCCGAGCCUGCUACUUCCACAAGCGGCCUCAGCAGCCUGGGUCGGAAAACAAGGAGAAUGUGCCCCUGGGGGUGAAACAGGUGGACGUGACUGCCUCCCGGAAGAUCUUAGCCUCUUGA